Messenger RNA from Orbicella faveolata, 3062 nucleotides. RefSeq lists its product as uncharacterized. The record is from RefSeq and is a predicted model, not a curated record. Lineage: Eukaryota; Metazoa; Cnidaria; Anthozoa; Scleractinia; Merulinidae.
AGUUCGAUUUAUUUUAGGCUGAAAGACACAUGUGGGCCCUCAAGGGGCUAUUCAAAGCUGUAACAAAAAGAGACCCUCCAGGAACAGAAAGUGACGAUUCUGUCUGGAAUGGAAAACGAAACAGAAGAAAGUAAUAACGAGACAGCAAGAGUUUUCAUUAAGACUCAAGAAGAAUUAUUCGCAAGGAAGCAAGGAAACGAUGUUAAAGUUAUGUCAAACAAAAGAAAUGCAGAAUGUGUCAAAGGUUAUUCAAAUGAAGCAAAAGUAAGAAACGUUGUGGCCCAGGGUGAGAAAGAAGAUCAAUCGGAUAGCAGUCAGUCAGAUUCCGAAAGUGGCAAGGACGAGGAGGACCAAGAAGAACAAUCUGGAAGUGGGGAGGAUAACAGAGAUGAGGAUGAGAAUGAAGUCCAAGUUGUCAAAGAGAUUAAGUCGCAAACAAGAAACAAGUUUGAAUGCCCUCUGCGUUGUGGUGCAAAAGUAUUUCAGCUCCCACGACAUUUGAGAAAUGUCCACAGAUGGAAAGCAGACCGUGCCAGAAAUGCAGUUAACCACUUUGACAUACGUCACCAUCAGAGAAAUUCCAGAAAACCGAAAGCUGUACGUGACAAGCGGAAGCAGAAAUACUGCAUUGAAUGUGGCGCAAACAACGGUAUCUCUCCAAACACUUACAGAAACAACACGCUGAACAAGAAGGGGGAAUACAAUACGUCUCUUACAACAAGCUUAACUGGUAAGCAAGAGAUCGAAACAGCAAGCGGUUCCUCGACUGCAGACGACGAAAACACCAUAAUGGAUGAGGUUCAAGGGUUGGAAGGAACCGAAGCUGAAGAUGAUGCAGCAAAUCCCGACUAUGAUGAAGAUGAAAGUGGUGAGGCGGAAAUCGACACGUCAGUCUUUAUACUGACCCAGGACAGUAGAAGAAUUUUUGACAAGUUUGAAAAGUGGAUUCUAAGUCCUGACGGAGGUGAGAAAGAUCCAAAGCCAGCUUCACUGGUAGUCAAAGAUGUGAAGCAAAGAUUCUGGGAAAAACAAGAGGAAGAUUUGUCUUGCCUCAUAACUCCAGAAAAGGUGCAAGAGUUUGCCAAAACAGCGUUUGCACGGAGUCAAGUCAAAUUUUUAGACGAGUUGAUUGACAACAAGGAGAAACUUCCUGUAUUAAGCCAAAAGGAGUACUGUGAUCUGCGAAACUUCUUGUUCAUUUACAUCUUGAGCCAGAAUGGGCAUAGGAGUGGUGUUUUAACGAACAGUACCCUUGCAGAGUACAACAAGAUGACCUGUGUAGAUGGAACCUACAUGGUUGCAGUAAAAGAUCACAAGACCUUUUCGUGCCACGGUCAAGCCAACCUCUGUUUUGACAACAGUCUAAAGGCAUGGGUAGACAUUUAUGUGGAGUGUGCAAGAAGUCAAGUUGACCCAGGCGAUGAAAGUGAUUCUUUGUUUCUAAAUUGGAGAGGAGGGAAGAUGUCAAGCAGUGAUCUUUCAGCAGCAUUGACCAGUGCCUGGAGAAAGGCUGGUAUGAUUGGGAAUGACAGGCGCAUAUCCGGCACUCUGAUGAGGAAGUCUUGCACCACUGCUGUCCGUAACCACAAUAACAAAGUCAAGGGGAGUGUUGCUGCCCACAUGGCACACAGUGAGCAUACGGCAGAUAAGCAUUACAAUCUAGUUCAGAAGCGUGCAAACUCUGCUUUUGCAGCCAGGCAGUUAGCUGCCAUUAUGCAUGGGAAUUCGUCUUCUGUUAUAUCAUCUCGUGAAAGAAAAGUUGAUCCUGAAUCUAAUGCAUAUGAUGACAACGACCUAACACAUACACCACCUCUACGGCAGACCUGGACAGAAGAAGAGCAUAAAGCAGUCCAGGAAGUGUUUGCAGACCAGAUAAGCCGUCAAUCAGUAACAAUGAGAGAAGUAUUAGCACUUAAGCAGACCCAUCCACUGCUCAAAAAAUUUUGAAAACAAAAGAUUGCUCGACAAAAUAAGGGGAUUGUAUCGGUUUAAGAAAAUCGAUAGUGAAUGUCUGCAAGACACCCAGAGAAGUGACGAUGCCGUUAAGGAGGGGGAUUCGGAUGCCAGCUCAGUUAUGGGUCCAUCUACAAGUCAAAGUAAAUCAAGAGUCUUUGACGAGGAAGAGGUCAGUCUGUUCAAAGAACUUUUCAAGGACAUGAUUCAGAGGGGUGCGAAGAUAGAACAGAGGGUUGUGGUAGAGCGACUGAAGCAGAAUGGUCAUGGACAAAUCUAUGAAAAAUACACAAAACAGAAAGUGACGGAUAAAAUAAGAGGUCUUCGCUCCACACAUAUCAGGCAGUGGAGAAAGUAAUCAGUAACAUUCAAGCAAACACGUUUAGCUUGAAUUCUUGUAAUACAAUGACUGGAUGUGUUGCGGUGUUGUGUGCAAACAGAUGUAUGAUGUUAAGGCCACUUAGACGUUCAUGAAUACUUGUUUACUUUUGUUUAUAUUGUAUGCACGUUAUGACUACAAUGAACUGUUUUUGAAGGAUUUCGUUUUGAGCUGUAAAUUGUGAAAUACGAUUUCCAAAUCCUUUAAGUCAUUCUACGUCACACGUGAACGGUACUUGUCAAAUAUAAAUAGCUCCAAAGUAGCACUUUUAGUUAAUAUAUGAGCAUUUGAUUUUACCUUUCUGGCCAUAUUAUUUUGUACUUUCAGUCUGUUUCAACGUAGCAAAUUGCCUUCGCUUGUGACGUAGAAUGGCUGUAACAGUUAUUUCGAUAAGUGACACUGUGGAUUUUGACCAAAGCAACUUGACUGUGGGUAGUAAUUUUUUUUAAAGGUACUCCAAUCGGAAAGUCACAGAUAAGGGGUCUUCGUUUGACAUUAAUUAGCCAAGGAAAAAAUUGUAGACACAGGCAAUGCGGAGAAAAUUAUUGUAGAUCAAUUUUUAGAUGUAUCGUGUGUUGAUGUUGCAAUAACUUGUGGCCGCGUAUGGCGUGGAAAAUCAUUUGACCUGUUUUUCCGGGCACGCUUUUAAUGGUGAUAGAACGCUUAUGCUUAAUAUCGAUUGUAAAGAUUACUGGCAUAGUCAUUGCUCUACGUGUCAACCUUCUCUUUA